UACUUUACUUUUUGGGAUGAAUGUGGUGAAUAUUCUACGCUUGAUGCUGCUUAUAUAUUUGGACUACCACCAGCUUGACUUCCUCUGUAAAGGACUCUUCCGCCUUCGCCAUUUCCUCUUCCAUGGAGUUCCUCACUAUAUAGCCUUCAUCUUUCUCUCUUCCCUCUUAAAAAUGGCGCAUGUUGGAAGCAUGAGUGUGUAUGAGAGAGUGAUGAUGUCAAGGAAUAGGGAGCACAAGAAAAAGCUCGUUGUAUGGGCAUUUGCAGUCUCUCUAGCCAUAGCUUUAUCUGCCGGCCUCGCUUUAAAGACCAUAAAGCAAGCAGGAGCUAAGCCGAAGCCACUGGGUCACUCGCUGCAUUCCCACAACGUAGUCUCCAGAGCCACCGACACGUCCACCGCCGUCACUGAGAGCUCUGUCGCUUCCACCUGCAAGUCCACCCUCUACCCGGAGGCAUGCGAGGCGGCGCUGGCGUCGGUUGCGUCGACGGCCAGCACGAAGGAGAUGUUCGACGUCUCCGUCGAGUCCGCGAAGAGCAGGGCCCGCGUGGCGCGUGACGUGGCUUACAACCUGACGCAGCCGUCGGCCCAGAAGUCCACCUCGCGCUCGCAGUCGAGCGUCAACGACUGCCUCGAGCUCCUGGACAUCACCCUGGACCAGCUCGACGACGUCUUGCGCGCGAAGAAGAGCUCCGGCUUCCACGACGUCCAGACGUGGCUCAGUGCCGCGCUGACCAACCAGGCGACGUGCUCGGAGGGCCUCGAGACCGUCAAGGCCAAGGGCGGCGACUCCUUGAACGCCCAGGUGGAGAGCCUGUCGCAGUACAUCAGCAACGCGUUGGCGCUGCAUAAGAAGGUUAAGGCUAAGGACAAGGACGGCCAUGGUGGCCGGAAGCUCCUGUCCGACAGGUUUCCGGAGUGGCUAUCGGCAGGAGACCGGAGACUUCUACAGGCCUCUCCAGAGGACAUCCGGGCUGACGCGGUGGUGGCCAAGGACGGCAGCGGGACGCACACGACCAUCAAUGAGGCGAUCGCCUUCGUGUCCUUGGCCUCCAAGGGCAGCGGCGAUGGUAGCACGAAAGUGAUAUACGUGAAAGCUGGCACGUACAAAGAGUACAUCAACAUCCCAACCAAGCAGAAGAACGUAAUGUUAAUGGGGGAUGGAAAGGGCAAAUCGAUCGUUGUAGGCAGCAGGAACGCCAAUGACGGCUACACAACGUACGGCUCUGCGACUGUCGCUGCAAUGGGUGCGGGCUUCAUCGCGAAGGGCUUGACCAUCAUCAACAACUCAGGCCCAAGCAAGCACCAGGCGGUGGCGCUGCGCGUCGGCGCUGACAAGUCCGUGGUGUACCAGUGCUCCGUCCAGGGCUACCAAGACACCCUGUACACCCACUCCAACCGCCAGUUCUACACGGAGACCGACAUCUACGGCACCGUCGACUUCAUCUUCGGCAACUCCGCCGUGGUGCUGCAGAACUGCUACAUCCAGCCCCGGAAGCCCGGGGGCGGCCAGAAGAACUCCGUCACGGCGCAGGGCCGCACCGACCCCAACCAGAACACGGGCAUCUCCAUCCAGAAGUGCAAGAUACAGGGCUCGUCCGACCUGGGGAGCACGCCGACGUACCUCGGCCGGCCGUGGCAGAAGUACUCCCGGACCGUCGUGAUGGAGACCUACUUGGACGAUUCGAUCGACCCGGACGGUUGGGAGCCCUGGUCGGGAAGCUUCGCGCUGUCCACGCUCUACUACGGGGAGUACGCCAACACGGGGCCAGGGGCCUCCACCUCCGGCCGCGUCUCCUGGGCCGGCGUCCACCCGUCCCUCUCAUCCAGCGAGGCGUCCAAGUUCACGGUUGCAGAGUUCAUCGUCGGGGACUACUGGUUGCCGAACACCGGUGUCAGCUACACCUCCGGACUCUGAUACCCUACUGGUUGUUCCACGGCCCCCAGGUCCAGGUAAACGGGCCCUUAAUGGGCCUUAAAGCAAAUGCCUUGUGGGCCUUAAGUGGUGGUGUACAAGCUGUGAAUGUUAUAAUUUCCAUAUUGAUGUUAUAAAUGCUGGAGACCUUAGAAAUUCCUUUUUU
Molecule: messenger RNA, 2078 nt
Organism: Musa acuminata AAA Group (dessert banana)
Lineage: Eukaryota; Viridiplantae; Streptophyta; Magnoliopsida; Zingiberales; Musaceae
Product: probable pectinesterase/pectinesterase inhibitor 16
Exons: 2
Coding region: 17-1915 (632 amino acids)
Biological process (GO): cell wall modification
Molecular function (GO): pectinesterase activity; pectinesterase inhibitor activity
Source: RefSeq, a predicted model, not a curated record